Aplysia californica (California sea hare) is the source of this 2516-nucleotide messenger RNA. RefSeq lists its product as uncharacterized. NCBI's taxonomy places the organism in Eukaryota, Metazoa, Mollusca, Gastropoda, Aplysiida, Aplysiidae. The transcript is spliced from 7 exons. The record is from RefSeq and is a predicted model, not a curated record. Bases 1063 to 2025 code for a protein of 320 amino acids.
ACAUCUGCCGCUUCGUUGGAGUGAGUAAAUCUGCCUACUGGUGUGCGCACGUGCAUUCAUUUCGUUUCUCGUCCUAGUAGAGUGAGGAGUAAAACCUUCCACGAAGGAAACCAUGAAGCGAAAGAAAUCAAUCCUUAUCACGGAAAGUGACUCAUAAAUAUACAGCAAUUCUCAGGAUAAUAUUACCAAGUGUAUUAUUGUCUUCUCUGUGCAUAUUGUGGUAAUCUUCAGCUGUGAGGAUUCCUACGUUUGUGAAACAGCAGCGUGCUCUAAGGAUAGACUUCAUCCUCUCAGGGGGGGCAUCGCUGACUUCAUCUGUUCGCCAACUUAUUCCCAUCCAUUCUACAUUGACAUCAGGAAUUGAGCGUCAUCCAAUUCCUUCUUGAAUCAAUUUAGUUUUCGAAUUUAGCAUUCAAGAAGGUUUUAUUAGUGGCAGCUGUUCAUCAUUUUUAUUUUUCAGUUUUCUUACGAUAGUUCUAUUUUCUUGUAAAUCGUUCGUGGUUCAGUAUCGGACAUAACAUAACACGAACCGUGAGUAAUUGCACCAUCGUCGGAUUUCUGAUUGAACAGAGAACUAUAAGUUAUUGAUUAGGCGGAGAGUAUCCUCGGCCUAGCGUCUCGUGUCCUCGGUGACCUUUAUCGCCUCUGUAGGAACAGAAAAAAACAUUUCCAACAAAACCACGCACUUUUAAAAAAGUGUUUCUGAUUGGCAGGGUUAAAAGACAGAAAAUAAUAUACAUAAUAUAGGGAUAACAGUGGAGAAAGACCUACCAGUGUUGCCUUCCAAACAUCCGAUCAAUUAUCUGUGUCUGCACGCAUUUUACCUCCAUCUCAACGUAUUUCCAGUAUUUCACGCCAGCCUCUCAUCUUAUCAAACAUUUUGUGGAGAGCCCUUCACCCCCCCCCCCCCCCCUCUACUCCUUCCACACCCGAAAUCUAGACGUAUUCCCAGUACAUCUUGUAAGCUUCUCAUAAACUCAAGCGCAUUGUGAGAGCUUCUUUCAGCCCCCUUACCCUUCCCCUACCCCACCUUUCCCACUGCCGGCAGCCACUUCCCGAGUCAUGGGGGUGGUGGACAACAUCCGGCCGUACGCUCCAGGCCUACGGAAGUUUCUGCUGGUCAUCCUGUGUCUGCAGUCUGUGGCCGCCUCUCUGAUGGUCAACUCGGUUGUGGCAAUCUCACUCUUGCUCACCUUCACAGCCUUCCUGGUCCGGAUCUACAGAGUGGACCCUGAACCUGUGCUGUUGCUGAUGCUGCACACCGUCAUCAGUGGCUGUAUGCUGUAUGACGUAACAAGCACUUUGUGUGUCAUAGUAGCCGGUAUGACGUCACUCAUCUGUCUCGGAGGAUAUGAGGUGCACGGGGAGCGCGUUGCUGUGCUCGUCAUUUCUACUCUUAUCACUGCCAUUUUAGGAAAACCGUUGGCGAUCAUUGCCUGUGUGGUUGUUGGAGUCGUCAUUGUUGUGGCCAAGUUGCGUCCCUUGAGACCUCCGAUGCUCCUGCUGGUGGCUUUGAGCUUCAUAGCCUUGACCUUGCUGGUGAACCGUGCGGCUGGGUCUGUCCUGGUCUUCGUCCUCAUGGGCAUCAUAACGGCUCUGUUUGUCGUCAACAAGGUUUCGUCAGACGAUGACCUUCCACCCAGGACCUCGACCCGCUCCCACCACAACAGCGGUAACAACAACAGCAACCACAGUGGACAGCAUUCACCUGUUCCCAACGGAUACUUACAGCUCAGCAACCCGACGGAAAGCCUGGACCUGCACGGCCACACAGUGACUGGGGCGAUGAAGGUGCUACAUACGUUUCUCAGGGAGAAUGAGGAAGCGUACAAAUUGAAUCGGACCAACCAUUUGCGUCACGUGACAAUCAUAACUGGGGAAGGUCACCAUGACGACGAGCUUGGUCCUGCCCCUCUCAUUAAACCGACUGUCCUCAACUUUCUGAAGAUAAACAAGUACAAACAUUCAGUCUCCAGGGAAACUCCUGGGCUUAUCAAAGUAGAUCUGGAGUCCCACGUGAUGUGAUGAGGCUCACUUACAGCUUGUUUUUACCCUGCAGUACAUACAAUGAUAUUGCUUAUAAUUAUAAAUAAUAUCAUAUCUUUGUGCCUCAGUUCGACUUUUCGAGUUUUUCCAUCUUAUAUUAGCACUGUACUACUUUCCAAGACUACAUAUCGUUGGCAUGCUGUUCACCUGAUCUAAGUCCAGAAAACGUUCUUAACAUGAGAGAGAAAGAACCCCCCCACCUCCCCCCCAAACAAACGGUUUCAUUCGUUAAGAAGUGAACCAACUUCAUGUCACAAUCUCUUACUUUUUUCAACAUUAAAAUUUAGAAUUUGCAUUUCGACAAAGUAUAUUUCAGUCAUAUGGAACAAAUACUACAAAUUAAGAAACUGCAAAUUUUUUAAAAUAAAAUUUUUGGACUUAGCACGUCUGAACAGCUGGCCGACGGCAUCAAUAUAAUUGCACCAAUCUGCUUUUCAAUUGUGAUUAUUAAAUUAUGUUAAAGUUAUUUA